Messenger RNA from Felis catus (domestic cat), 1908 nucleotides. RefSeq names its product ral guanine nucleotide dissociation stimulator-like. Lineage: Eukaryota; Metazoa; Chordata; Mammalia; Carnivora; Felidae. The record is from RefSeq and is a predicted model, not a curated record. The transcript is spliced from 6 exons. The coding region runs from base 341 to 1255 and encodes 304 amino acids.
ACACCUGGAAGGACUGUGGGCUGGUAUCAGAGGAGCAGCAGAAUCAGAGGAGGUGAGAAGUUGAAGUCAAUGUGGUUGGAUAAACUUCCAACAGGUGACACCGCUGCUCCAAUUUCACAGGUAUCAUCCCACAUAUGCCUGAGGACAUCCUGAGGACAUCCUGAGGACAUGCUAGAAUGAUCUCCAUUGGGCGGAAAAGACACGGACCAUCCCUGAGAAGCACAGUCGCGAAUCUGGGACCAGAAAGAGGUACCGGGGCUCUGGAUGCCAGAAACCCCAGUGCGCAGGAUUACUCAGAUGUUGGAGAGGUUUCCUUAACCCACGCUGGCGAUGCCUCAGGAUGUUUUCCAGGAGGUCACAUAAGGGUAUGAACAUCUCACCCAUGCCUGACAAUGAGAACCGUGAGGAAGGGACCAUCGAAGGAGGCUGGAUGCUACUGGAACAGCGAGUGGAGCACCUGGUACCUGCUUUCCUGGGUAGAGACCCCUCCUACCUCUUCACAUUCUUGAGCACGUACAGAGCUUUUGCUACCACCGAGCAGGUCCUAGACAUACUGUUUAUGAGAUACGGAUGCUUCCAUUCGGAGGCUGAGGAGGAUGGCGGACCCCGGGAGCAGGAGAAACGGGCCAUCUCCUCCAUCCUGGGCACCUGGCUGGAUCACUACCCCGAGGACUUUUUCCGGCCUCCAGAUUUCACCAGCUUGAAGCUGCUGCGGGCGUUUGUAGGGGUCCACAUGCCGGGCUCCGAGCUGCAGCGCCGCGCCCGCCUUCUCUACUCAUGGCGGAAACACCCCAUGGCACCAGCUCCAGAGCCACGUUCAGACGUCCCUCAGGAGCGAGCCCCCGCUAUCUCUGUGGUGCCCACUGCAGCCACGCAGCCCAGGCUGCCUGAAGCCACUAGUUCUCUUGGAGCUCAGCGCGUACGAGAAUCGGAGACCCUCACUGCAGCGUCCCCAACAGGGCAGGAGGUACUCCCAGCUCUGGCUGACAGUCAGGAGCUGGAAGAGCCACCUGCCCCUUUGGUGGCCCCAGAGCAUGAGCAGCCCCCAGCCCCAGCCGGCGGGGUCACGGAAGGGCUGGAACAACCACCUCCUGCCGGUGAGCAACCAGCCUCUGCUCCCCAACGGCGGCUCAUGUCCGCUGCAGCCCCAAAGGAUGAAUUCCCUGACCCUGUCAUUGCGUUCUUUGUCAUUUCUGUAGUUCUUAUAGAGGUAUUUACUGUCCUUAUAUAUUAUUGUUCUAUAAAUAAAAGAUAAACUAAGUUCCAAACAAUUUACUCUAAUCCUUUGAAAUUACAACUUCAAGUGUCAGUACGUACAUUCGCAGGAUUUUACACCCGUGACCACUAUGUACUCCUAGAACAUUUCCAUCACAGAGACACGUGGACUACUAGUCACCCACGGCUCAUUCCCUCACCCCAGUCUCUGCAACCAGCGAUCUCGGUUUCUGCUGCUUCAGGUCCUCUGGGAUUUCCAUGUGUGUGCAAACACACAACAUGGCCUGUUGUGUCUGGCUACAUGACAGGAGACUGAUUAAUAAUUGCUUAAAUAUUCAAUGGCACUAAUAUUUUUUAUGACAGAGGAAUAGUCCUCAAAGAACAAAGAUUAGGUGAAGCCCCCACUUGAAAUAUCUUCAUUAUCUGGCAUGGGGACCCUCUGAGGUUUGACACAAGAGCAGAAGCCAGAAGAGAAAUGUCUGGACCAGAGCGAAUACCUUGAAAAUCUUUCAUUUUCCUCGACUGGCCAUGGUGAUAUUGGUCUAACGUGCAUACUAUAAAAACACCCAAAUGAAACCGUCAAUAUUCCAUUUAUGCUAACCUAUUAGGCAAUAAAGUAUAAAGUUCUGAAAGGUUUCCUACAGGUGACAUGUAUUCAGUAAAAUGAAGAUUUAAUAAUGAGGACAGGCACCA